UAGGCCUUUUUUUGUGUCCUGUUUGUUAAAGGCAUGCAGGCUACAGCCUUCAAGAGGGCCAUUACUUAACAAAGGGAAAGAGAUAAAUGUGGAAAAGCUGAGAUUUUCAGAAUGAGCGGUUUGCUGUAAGAAACCGUAGCAGCCCAGAGUCUGCUGCUUUGGGCUGAGCUAACCUUUCCCCGUAAAAAGAAGAAGAAUGGAUUAAAAGUGCGAGUUAUCCGUUUACAAGUUUUAUUAACUAAUAGUCUACAGGCAUGAGCACACUCUCGCAGUCUAGCACACUCAUUCUUGUGGAGGAAAACAUUUCCUACAACUCCCUAGUCAAAGAGUGGUGAACCCUGCAGCAAGCAGGUCUUCUGAAAAAAAUCCAUGGGUGACAGAAGAUUCAUUGAUUUUCAAUUCCAAGAUUUAAAUUCAAGCUUCAGAUCUAGAUUGGGCAGUGCUACUGCCAAUAAUACAUGCAUUGUUGAUGAUUCCUUCAAGUAUAAUCUGAAUGGUGCUGUCUACAGUGUUGUAUUCAUCCUGGGUCUGAUAACCAACAGUGCCUCUCUGUUUGUCUUCUGCUUCCGCAUGAAAAUGAGAAGUGAGACUGCUAUUUUUAUCACCAAUCUAGCCCUCUCCGACUUGCUCUUUGUCUGUACUCUACCUUUCAAAAUAUUUUACAAUUUCAACCGCCAUUGGCCUUUUGGUGACACUCUCUGCAAGAUCUCUGGGACUGCAUUUCUCACCAAUAUCUAUGGGAGCAUGCUCUUCCUCACCUGUAUUAGUGUGGAUCGUUUCCUAGCCAUUGUCUAUCCCUUCCGAUCUCGUACCAUUAGGACCAGAAAGAACUCUGCCAUUGUGUGUGCUGGUGUAUGGAUCUUGGUCCUCAGUGGAGGUAUUUCAGCCUCUUUGUUCUCCACCACUAAUGUCAACAAUGCAACCACUACCUGUUUUGAGGGCUUCUCCAAACGUGUCUGGAAGACUUAUUUGUCCAAGAUCACAAUAUUUAUUGAAGUUGUUGGAUUCAUCAUUCCUCUAAUAUUGAAUAUUUCUUGCUCUUCUGUUGUGUUAAGAACACUUCGCAAGCCUGCUACACUGUCACAAAUUGGGACUAAUAAGAAAAAAGUACUGAAGAUGAUCACAGUGCAUAUGGCAGUCUUUGUGGUAUGUUUUGUACCCUAUAACUCUGUCCUUUUCUUGUAUGCCCUGGUGCGUUCCCAAGCCAUUACUAAUUGCUUGUUGGAAAGAUUUUCAAAAAUUAUGUACCCAAUUACCUUGUGCCUUGCAACUCUGAAUUGCUGCUUCGACCCUUUCAUCUAUUACUUCACCCUUGAGUCCUUUCAGAAGUCCUUCUACAUCAAUACUCAUAUCAGGAUGGAAUCGCUGUUUAAGAUCGAGACACCUCUGACCACAAAACCUUCCCUUCCAGCUAUACAAGAAGAAGUUAGUGAACAAACAAUGCAUAAUGUUGGCGAAUUAAUGCUAGAAUCUACUUUUUAGGUACAGAUAUGUCUUUGGGUUAGGAUAUGAUUUUUCCCCAGUACUAUAAAGUUUGAAGCUAGUGGUAUAGAAGAUAAAUUAAUGUAUUGAAUGCAAUAAGAUACAUAAAUUGUACAUAUGCUAUUUUGUCCAAUAAUUAUAGGUCAGGUCCAAUUACAGAAAACAAAAAGGAUUGGCAAAUUAUCUGCUGUGUUGAAAUUUCAUUGUAUCACAUUAUGUGAGUCCAGUGGCAUUGACUUUAAGUGAUAUGGGGAUUAUUUUAAACUUUAAAAAAUGUAUUCACUUUUUGAUGAUAUUUGUUUAUUGGGCCGAGUCUAUAAAUAUAGAAAAACUUCAGGGAUUAGUUUAAAAAAACUGGCGUAACUACUGAUAUAUGCUAGUCUUUAAUUUUCAUUUUUGAAUUGUCAUUGAAUUUAUUUUAAAACAGUAACAUAUUUUCUAACAUUAAUAAUAAAUUUAAUAGCAGGCAAAACAUUGCAUAUAUUUUGGGAACAGAAAAAAUGUGUUUUGAUGAAUAUGAAUCAGGAAAAAUAGAAAAUUAACUGAACUUACACACUUGAAGUAACCAGCAGUUUGAGAUUUUAGAAAUUUCACCUUUUUCCCACUACAUUAACAUUUUUGUAUGGAACCUCAAAGGCAGAAAACUACUAAAUAUGUGCAUGUCAUAUGCAAACUGGAAAAUAAAAUCCAGCAGUAAAGUAUUCAUAAAAUAAAUAACAUUCUUUUUAUUAGACUUACCACUAUAAUUUAAAGAUUGCUUUCUAUGAAACAUAUAUUUUAUAUAUGAAACUUCAGGAGCAAUUUGAAAAAAACUUAAUCACAAAAUAAUAGCCCCAAAUCAAUAAAACAUCCCCAAACUUUCCUAUAAUUUGUAUUAAUUCAUUUUGGAGGGUAAAGAUGUAUACUUUUUAUUACUUAAUCAUUCAUACUAAAUUUUGGAGUGCACUAUAGCCAGAUUGAUGCUAAAUUUAUGCCUAGAUCAGGAUCAUACUGAUCACCAAACUAAACUGAUAUAAUUUACCAUAACAACAUAAGAACAGUAGAACAUAUAAAAACAAAAGUAUAACUCUUACACAAAUAAAAUUUUUAUUUUUGAGGAUUUUUAAAUGUAAAAAUAUUGUCAUUUGUUUGAUAUUGUUGAACACAAUAUAGCUAGAAGUCUGCUAAAUCUGUGCCCUGAUCAGGACUAAACUGGAAAACAAAAUAAGCAUUGAAAAGCAAAAUAAACAAAUAAAUACAUAAAUAAACAAACAAAAUUAGAACCUCAACCACAUUAAAAUCUAGAACUUAAAUUUUUAGUACCUAUAAAAUUUACAAAAGAAUAUGUAUUUGAUGUUUUGAACUAAAGUGUAGCCAGGAAGCUCUAAACUGGUGCCUAGGGGCCAGAGAGACAGUACAGGAGGCAAAUAUUUGCACUUGGCAACCUGGUUGUCACCUCAUAUGGUCCCCUGAGUACCACCAGGAAUGAUUCCUGAGCAGAAAGCCAGGAGUAAGCCCUGAGCACCAUCAUGUGUGGCCCACAAGCAAAGCAAAACAACAUUUAAAUAAUACCUGGCGCCUAGUUCAGAGACAAUUAAAAUCAAUAUUUAAUAUAGGGAUAUAAUAAAGGGGAUAGGUGCUUGCUGACCUGGGUUUUAUCUCCAGAGUCACAUAAUGUCCCCUGAAGACUACCAAGUGUGAUCCCUGAGCAUAGAGUCAGAGCACUGCUGGGUGUGGCUCAAAAAUGUAAAAAAAGAAGAGAAAAUAAUAUAACAAACAAGUAGAAUAAUAUUUUGGGGGAGGGGCCACCCCUGAUGGUGCUCAAGGCUUACUCCUGGCUCUGUGAUUAGGGGUCACUCUUGGUGGGGCUUGGGGUACUAUGUGUUGUGUGGAAUAUGUGACUGGGGUCAGCCACAUGCAAAGCAAUCUCCCUAACCAUUGUACUAUCUCUCUGUUCCAACAGUGCAUUUUGUAAAUUACAAACAUGUACAAGGGAGUUAUUAAAAAAUAAAACUGUGAAACAAUGACAAGAAAUGCAAAAGUUUGAAAGUAAUAAAUAUUUCUUAAAUUUUUCAUUAACCUUAUUUUACUUUGUGAUGAUAUAUAGAGUUAAAAUACUAAUAUUUUAAAGAUCCAUGAAUAUAACUUUCAAAAGUGUUAAAUCUGUGCUGUUAGGAACUAAUAAGAAAAAAUUAAUAAAAAAUAGAAUAAUAAUAAAAAUGGAUUAUUUAUAAAGGUAUUACUUUUUCUUUCUGCUCUAAAAUCUUAAAAUUAAUUGUAUUGUCUUGUGUAAGCAGAUUUUAGAUGGAUUAUACAAAACAGUAGACUCAUUUAGAUGUAAUGUUAAAGUUCAGUUGUUAGGCUAUGAUAAAAUUAGUAAAGUUUUAAUAAUGGUUUUGUUUCUUUUGAUAUUCCUUUUAUUGUGAAUGUAAAUUCUAUGUGAACUGAUGUUUGUGCCCAACACUCUUGAAAUUAUAAAAUUUGGGGAUUUUGACACUAAGCCAUUUAAUGUAAUGUUAACCAAAUUGAUAGAAAAUAAACAAGUUUGAUUUUAUGUAAUUUCCAUAUUUAUGUUUAAUGUGUCCAUAUUUCAACUUCUUUUUACUAAUUUUGAUUUUCAUAGCUAAUAUAACUUGCCAAAAAUAAAAAAUUGUCAUAUAAAAAUGUAAUCAACAAAAUGUAGUGUAAAACUAAAUGUACAGUUGACUUUUAUUUUGUAUUUUAAAGUAAAAGCGAUCAUUCAGCUGUAACUACAAUUUGAGUUUUAAAUGUUUAUUAAAUGCAAUAAAAUAUAUUUGAGUUACUUAGCA
Sorex araneus (European shrew) is the source of this 4271-nucleotide messenger RNA. RefSeq names its product lysophosphatidic acid receptor 4 (gene LPAR4). Bases 370 to 1482 code for a protein of 370 amino acids. Lineage: Eukaryota; Metazoa; Chordata; Mammalia; Eulipotyphla; Soricidae. Gene Ontology annotation, biological process: positive regulation of Rho protein signal transduction; phospholipase C-activating G protein-coupled receptor signaling pathway. The transcript has 2 exons. Gene Ontology annotation, molecular function: lysophosphatidic acid receptor activity. The record is from RefSeq and is a predicted model, not a curated record. Gene Ontology annotation, cellular component: membrane.